Messenger RNA from Phymastichus coffea, 5055 nucleotides. RefSeq names its product chromatin-remodeling ATPase INO80 (gene Ino80). Gene Ontology annotation, cellular component: Ino80 complex. Gene Ontology annotation, molecular function: ATP hydrolysis activity; DNA binding; ATP binding. Gene Ontology annotation, biological process: DNA repair. The coding region runs from base 256 to 4944 and encodes 1562 amino acids. NCBI's taxonomy places the organism in Eukaryota, Metazoa, Arthropoda, Insecta, Hymenoptera, Eulophidae. The record is from RefSeq and is a predicted model, not a curated record. The transcript is spliced from 25 exons.
UCUGAUGCUUAACGCGAGUAUCAAUAGUGCUUUCACACUACUGACGCGUUAGUUAUUUAUUCCGACCUUAUGUAAUGGCAAACUUGCAAGUCCCUCAUAGUCUUGUGUACGUCUCUGUUAUCGUGCCAAUAUAGAUUGUCGGAAUCACGUGCAUGCUCUACACUAUCGCGUCUCUCUGUCUCUCACAAGUGAAGCCUACCACAUUUCAAGGAUUAUCAGUCUGAUGUGGGAUGGUUUUACUGAUUCCUAAUUCCUAUGGUCACUCAAACUGGAAUGACUGACAGGGCCAGAGCGAUGGGUCUGGAAGUGGAGAUGGCUGCACCGCUGCAUUUGCAGCGUUUGGAGCGCAGCCUCAAUAUACAACCAUUUCUCAACCAAGUUAACGAGCUUUUCAAAGAUCAAAUGAGUGAAGAAGAAGAAUCUUCAGAGCAGGAAUCUAUUGAAUCAGAUUCAGAACUCAAUGACUCAAUAUCACCAAGAGAAGAGAAAAAAAAUAACAAGCUCCGAGUGUACAAUAUGAGCAAUGUUGGUGAAGAGAGACAGUGGUUGAGAGAUAUUUUGGUAAGUGAUGCCAGUGACUCUUCUUCAUCUGAAUCUGAUUCAGAUAAUUCCAUCACAGAAGAAGAUUUUCAAGACAUGUUAAAAGCUCAUUUAUUAAAGAAAAAGUAUCAAGCUCGUUUCUAUCAAAAACCAGAGAAUAUUCAAUAUCAGUAUUAUGGAGCAGGUUUAUUAUCCAAUCAUGACAGAUUUUUGGAGCAUCAACAGAUGAUUGUAGGAAAUAAGAAGAAAAAAGAAAAAAAGGUAGAGAAAAAAAUAAUAAAAGUCAAGAAAGAAAAGACAGCACAUUAUAAAGGGGCCCAUGAAAACAAAGAUCAAAAGUAUUCAGCUGGAAAUUGGGAUAAGAGUAGGGGCCCUGAUCAGUCUGAAGGGUCAGAAUUGGAAUUAACAUUAAAACAUCAACCUCGGGGUAGAGGUAGAAAAAAGCAUAUUAAUAAAAGUCCAGAGGUAAUGGCAAUACGAAGACGAAAAAUUUGGAUGAUGAUGUCGAAAAAGGAGCUUGGAAAAGUCCAAAGAGCAAAAAUUAACAAUCACAAAGAGAUGCUUAUCAGUUGUAAAAAAGUAGCCCAACAUUGUAUGAAAUAUUGGAGGCAAAAAGCAAUGCAAUCUCAAAAAAAUAUGAAGGAAACAAUUUGGCGGCAAAAACGUUUAACGCGAGAAAUGCAGUCUUAUUGGAAACGAUAUGACCGUGUUGAAAGAGAAACUAGAAAAAGGCUAGAAAAAGAGGCUGAAGAACAGCGAAAAAUGGAUGUUGAACUGAUUGAGGCAAAGCGACAACAGAGAAAAUUGAAUUUUUUAAUCACGCAAACAGAGCUUUAUGCUCACUUUAUGUCACGCAAAAUGGGUAAAGCAUCUCCCGAGGAACAAUUGAGAAUACUAAAUCAACUAGAUGAAGAGAAGAACCCCAGGCUUGCUGGGAUAGAUGAUUAUGACAGUGAACUUAUGAAGCAGAAGGCGAAGAAAAAUGCCAUGGAUGCUUUUGACAACGAACGAGCGAGAUCUCAACAAUUUGAUCCUGCGAAUAAUCAAAGAUUAACAUUAAGUGAUACACCCGAAAAUAUGGAGCAUCCACAGCCUUCGAUAUUUAAAGGAAUGUUGAAGGGCUAUCAAUUGAAAGGCAUGAAUUGGCUUGCUAAUCUCUACGAUCAGGGCAUCAGUGGCAUCUUGGCAGAUGAAAUGGGUUUAGGAAAAACUGUGCAAUCCAUAGCUUUUUUGUGUCACAUUGCUGAGAAAUACUCCGUAUGGGGACCUUUUUUAAUAAUAUCUCCCGCUUCAACGUUGCACAAUUGGCAACAAGAGAUGGCAAGGUUCGUUCCAGAUUUCAAAGUUGUACCAUACUGGGGUAAUCCCCAAGAACGUAAAAUUUUACGACAGUUUUGGGAUACUAAGGAUUUGCACACUAAAGAAGCUUCUUUCCACGUUGUGAUUACAAGUUACCAAUUAGUCAUUACAGAUUAUAAGUAUUUCAAUAGAAUAAAAUGGCAGUACCUGAUUCUUGAUGAAGCUCAAGCUAUCAAAAGUACAAGCAGUAUGAGGUGGAAGCUUCUUUUGGGAUUUAGUUGUCGAAAUCGUUUGUUGCUCAGUGGAACACCAAUUCAAAACAGUAUGGCUGAAUUAUGGGCCCUUCUACACUUCAUCAUGCCUACUUUGUUUGAUUCACAUGACGAAUUUAAUGAAUGGUUUUCAAAAGACAUCGAAAGUCAUGCCGAAAAUAAGACCGGCAUUGAUGAGAAACACUUAUCAAGGCUGCACAUGAUUUUAAAGCCUUUUAUGUUGAGAAGAAUAAAAAAAGACGUAGAAAAUGAAUUGUCCGAUAAAAUUGAAAUAAUGGUAUAUUGCCCUCUUACGACGAGACAGAAAUUAUUAUACAAAGCUCUCAAAAAGAAAAUUAGGAUAGAAGAUUUACUACAUUAUUCUGUUGGAGAUAGCGCAAUCAACGACAAAAACUUUACUUCAAAUCUAAUGAAUCUAGUCAUGCAAUUUAGAAAGGUCUGUAAUCAUCCAGAACUUUUCGAGCGUCGAGACGCCAAAUCUCCAUAUUUUAUGCGUACAGAGUUGUUCGAAUUACCUUCCCUGUUGUUCAAAGGAUACAUAUUCAAUCCUGUAAAUCCGUCCAAAGAGCAUCUUUUAUACAAUAAAUUUUUUUUAUUUGCCAGUGAAUACAUUCAUCGUUCUCUAUUUGAUGAUAUCGAUGGAGAACGUUGCUUCUCCUUCAGUCGCUUUAGUAAUUUAUCUGCUACGGAAUUGAAUAGUAUUUUUAUUGGUGGAAUUUUAUUCAGACUAUUGCACGCAUGGAGGCAAUCAAAAGUUAUGAGCGUCAAACAACAUUGGGAGGAUUGGUAUGAAGAUGAAAGCUUCAUACCGUCGAAUAUAUCGUGGCUGUUAACACAGAAAUUGAAUAGUUCAUCUCAGGCGGCUAGCGACUUGAUAUUUACGAGAAAUAUCCUCAAUGGAGAUGCUGUACAUACUCACACUACCCACAUGAUUCACUCGAUGCCGGAAACCGUCGCUCAUAGGAUACUCCGUAGUAGCAAGAAGGCUAAUCAGCCGGUGAAACUUCAGAGGGCGAUCUGCUCGGUGAAAGUUGAGCAGGGCGAAGAACUGAAAGUUCCAUUAUUGCCUGAACAUCCUCAUGUAUCGAGGCCUUCUAUUGCACGACAUUGUCAGUUAACUAUGCUACCUUCUUUUGUUUGUGAUAACAUUCCUAAGGUUAUAGCUAGUUCGAGAAAAGUUUAUAUGAGCCAUUGCUCGGCAGCUCGCGCGUGGCGCAGACAUGAAGAGUGCGGUGGUUUAUUCGCUAAGAAAGUUGUGCUUUUCGGCUGUGAUUUAGCUCAAAAUUUACCUCUAAAUGUUAAUAACAUUCGCACUAUCCUUUCCACUCAGUUUACGUAUCAGCAGUUUGGAGGUUUGGCUGUUAGUCGACCGUUGAGUGGAUGGUCUAAUAUUAUUGUACCAGACAAACAAACUUUGGUCACGGACGCAGGAAAAUUAGCCGUAUUAGAUAAUCUUUUGAAGCGUCUCAAAGAGCAGGGUCAUCGUGUUUUAAUUUACUCGCAAAUGACGAAAAUGAUAGAUCUGUUGGAGGAGUACAUGUAUCAUCGAAAACAUACGUUUAUGAGAUUAGAUGGGUCAUCAAAGAUCUCGGACCGCAGAGACAUGGUUGCAGAUUUUCAGAAGCGGGCGGAUAUAUUCGUCUUCUUGCUGAGUACCAGAGCUGGAGGUUUGGGAAUUAACCUUACCGCUGCGGAUACGGUGAUAUUCUACGACAGCGACUGGAAUCCAACGGUCGACCAGCAAGCGAUGGACCGUGCUCACCGCCUUGGCCAAACCAAGCAGGUAACCGUCUACCGACUGAUCUGCAAGGGCACCAUCGAGGAGCGCAUAUUGCAACGAGCCCGUGAGAAGAGCGAGAUCCAACGAAUGGUGAUCAGCGGCGGUAACUUCAAACCGGACACGCUCAAGCCAAAGGAGGUGGUGUCGCUGCUGCUGGACGACGAGGAGAUCGAGGCGAAGUACAGCCAGCGGAGCGAGGAGAGAAAGCUGCACGCCGAGGAGGCCCGCGCCAACGCCGAGGCGCUCGCCAGGGACCGGAAGAGGAAGCAAACCGCGCUUCCGGUCAAGGGUGAGCCCAAGAGAAUUUGCUUGGCGGACGAGGCUGCCACUGACUUUGUUGCCAAUUCGCACGACUCGACGAACUUUCAACAGCAACAGUCCAAUCAUCAGGCCGCCGCCGCCGACGAGUUUGACCAGCCGGCACCUUUGAGCCCCAAGUCUGAGGACGAAACGAGCAACGAAGGUCUGGUCGUCGACGUGGACGGCCCGGUCAACUAUCCCACCUCGUCGUCCCUACAGUUCAGCCGGGACUUUUCGGAGAUACGGCAGUUCGGUCAGAACAUGGGCAUGCGCACCUCGAUGCGUGGGGCCAGCAAGCGUGGGAGACCUCGGGGCUCGCGUGGAAAAACCCGCGGCGUGGUCACGCUGCACCAGCACUUCAAAACGCUGCCCGCUGCUGCCUCGGCUAUGGCUGGUACUGGCAUACCUGCUUCCGCGUCGCAUGGAUCCGCGGAUCAGCAAUCGGCGAGCAGUGCGUCCGCGUCGAUCUACCAGAGCUCGACGUCGUCGCACCACCACCACCACUCGCCGAGCGGCAAGUCGAUGUCGGGAAUCAGACGAGGCCCAGGCCGACCGCGGCUGCGACCGAACGGUCCGGGCAACCAAGGCUAUCGAGUGCACUCCCUUCAGCAGAAACGACCGUCCUCGACGACUCUUCCAGUUCCGAUUCGAGUGCAGCCCGGAUCUAGCACGAGCGGCGCCAGCGGUGAGCAACAGCAGCAAGGCUCUUCCUCGAGGCCGUUUGGCUUUUACACGCAACAGCAAGGCACCUGAUGGACAUCCUGUACAUAGUUAUUUAUUCGUCUCUUACUCUUUAUUUCUUGUCUCUUUUUGUACUGUACAUACGAGUUGUCUUACAUAGUUUUCCAACUACAAUAAAGUGUA